This is a messenger RNA of Strongylus vulgaris, 1059 nucleotides long. The record is from the annotation of a GenBank genome assembly. NCBI's taxonomy places the organism in Eukaryota, Metazoa, Nematoda, Chromadorea, Rhabditida, Strongylidae.
UUGGUAUGUAAUUCCAAAAGCCUCCGUUCAAAGACAGUAGACAUAAAGCACUUUACAGCUAUUUUUUUAACCGAUUAUUGCAUACCUCGUUUUAGAGCUGUAGAAGUCCUUACGGAACUUUGCGAUGCGUUUCAAGACGGUUUAGUAUCUGGAGAUCUAUGUAAUAGACUUUGUUACUACCGGGAUUGGAAAGUAACGGACUAUUACGAAGGGAACAAGGUAGUUUUGGUUCUGAAGGACGGCGGACAAACUGCUGUUUUGAAGAGCACACAUCCUUCAAUGAGUGACUUUGCUGAACUUGAUCGAAAGCUUACAUAUGAUGAGUUCUCGGACAAGGUAUUGGCAUUGAUAAAUGACGAACUGCGUCUUGGAUGGCCGCGUCAUUACAAAAAACACUUGAUGGAAGUUCUCUGGCCAACACUGAGAAGAACUCCAGGCGAGCAAAUGUCGGUGGUUGAUCGAGAGUCCUUAUGGACAUUACUUCAACAACCAGAGUUUAUUCUGUUUCGUGUCCUUCCCUUAACGAGAGUAACCCCAAAGAUCAUUGGAACAUGUGGUCAGUUUUACUCAACUGAAGCGCUGGUGGCAUUCCGAAUGAAGGGCUAUUACAUGAACCUCAAGGGCAAAAUUCUUGUGCACAUCAUGGGUACUCUCAAAUUGUUCUACGAAUUUAUUAACGAACCCUUGCAAUGGUGCGAUGUCCGCUUCGACAACUUGGGAUUAUCAGCUGACUAUCCGAAAAGGUUUGUAUUGAUGGAUGGCGACAUGGUUUACACAGAAUCUCGGUUGCGUGCCAUACUACAAGGACGGCCAUGCACCACUGAUGCCGACUGCAGGAUAGGUGACUGCAAGGCGAGGUGUACGGCCGCUAUGGUCUGUUCGGAAAGGACGGAUAGCAAUCUCGAAGUUUUUUGUGAGAAGCUGGUGCGGAAGCUAUUCGGACAUACGUAUUCGACCCAUAAUAAGUACUUAGCAGCAUGUCAGGAAUCGAAUGGAAAUGUCACGCAACGGCUCAACGAGCUGCGACUUACAUGGUCGUGGAAUCUUUCCGAUGUGUAA